CCGUGGGCGAUGGAGUGAGGGGGUCUCGGGGUGUCCUGCGCGGGGGAGGCCGGAGGCGCCGCUCAGGCCGCCGGCGGGGGCAGGCGGAUGCUGCUGCGAUAACAGAGUAACCGAGGCUUGUAGUCAUCUAGAGGUUCUCCCCCAGAGGGGCGAUCAUCAUCUGCUGGGCAUGCUUACAGCACUUUGCAGCCAUGGACAUGAAGGAGAAGUGUCAGAAUGAGAUCACCUCAAGUUUGGGCCUGACCACAAAGAAAGCCCUCACUGUCCUGCGAGACCAGUUGUCAGCACUGCUGGAGGGACAUCAGAAGGAAAGGAAGAAGGUGACUUCAUGGAAGGAGGUGUGGAGGAGCAGUUUCCUGUACCAUGGUAACCGUUGCUCCUGUUUCCAUUGGCCGGGUGCAUCUCUGAUGCUGCUGGCAGCGGUAUUGCUACUAUGCUGCUAUGGGAGUCAGCCACAAGGGAGCCACGGUGCUGAGAUCGUGAAUGCCCUGGCUCUCUUCCUUCUCCUCCUCCUGGACCUCUUCCUGAUUGGGCGGCAAGAAAGGCUGAAGCGCAGAGAGGUUGAAAGGAGGCUUCAGACCAUCAUUGAUAAGAUAAACGAUAUGUUGAAAGAUGGCAAGGAGGUGAAGUGGCCAGAUUCCAUGUACCCCGACCUUCACAUGCCUUAUGCCCCAUCUUGGUCCCUCCACUGGGCUUAUAGAGAUGGUCAUCUUGUCAACCUACCUGUCAGCCUGUUGGUAGAGGGAGACAUCAUUGCCUUGAGACCAGGACAGGAAUCCUUUGCCUCUCUGAGGGGCAUUAAGGAUGAUGAGCACAUUGUUUUGGAGCCAGGAGACCUGUUUCCCCCUUUCUCUCCUCCACCUUCCCCCAGAGGAGAGGUGAAGAAAGGACCUCAGAAUCCUCAGCUGUAUCGUCUCUUCCGUGUCUUGAAGACCCCAGUGAUAGAUAAUGUCCGGUGGUGCCUGGACAUGGCUUUGUCCCGUCCUGUGACCGCUCUGGAUAACGAGCGGUUCACAGUGCAGUCAGUGAUGCUGAAGUAUGCUGUUCCUAUUGUAUUGGCUGGCUUCUUGAUUACCAAUGCCGUGCGCUUCAUUUUCAAGGCUCCUGGAAUUGCUUCCUGGCGAUACACUCUUCUUCAGCUGCAGGUGAAUGGUGUCCUGCCCAUCCUGCCACUGCUCUUUCCUGUCCUGUGGGUUCUUGCUACUGCCUGUGGAGAAGCCAGAGUCUUGGCACAGAUGAGCAAAGCCUCACCCACCUCACUGCUGGCUAAGUUUUCAGAGGACACUCUCAGUAGCUACACAGAGAUGGUAUCUUCUCAGGAAAUGAUACGUUGCAUCUGGAGCCACUUCCUGUGUGUUUUAAAAGGCAAAUCUCCAAUGCUCAGCUUCACUUCCAGCUUGCUUCACAGUCUGGGAUCUGUUACCGUACUUUGCUGUGUGGACAAGCAAGGGAUUCUGUCCUGGCCAAAUCCCAGUCCGGAGACCGUUUUGUUCUUCAGUGGGAAGGUGGAGCCCCCUCACGAUAGCCAUGAAGACCUGACAGAUGAGCUGUCCACGCACUCCUUCUGCCACCCGGAGAUGGAAGAGGAGCCCCAUGAAAGGGAUGCUUUGCUCUCGGGCUCCAGGACAGAUGUGGUCCAUGUUACCAAUGAGCAGGAGAGAAACAACUGGUCUGGUGAUACUCCAAAGUCUUCUGAUGCCCAUAUGCACAGAAAGCCAACCAGCAGAAGCAAGCAUCCAUCAGGGUCCAACGUGAGCUUCAGCAAGGACACAGAGGGUGGACAGGAGGAGCCAGCCCAGGCUGGGGGUGAUACCGAGGGUCUGGUCUGUGAAGCCGAAGACUUUGUGUGUGACUAUCACCUUGAGAUGCUCAGCCUGUCCCAGGACCAGCAGAACCCCUCCUGCAUCCAGUUUGAUGAAUCCAACUGGCAGAUGCACCUGAACUCCCUUAAGCCUCUGGGCCUGAAUGUGCUGCUCAACCUCUGCAAUGCCAGUGUGACAGAGCGCCUGUGUCGCUUCUCUGACCACCUCUGCAACAUUGCACUACAGGAAACCCACAAUGCUGUGCUGCCUGUCCACGUGCCCUGGGGGCUUUGUGAGCUUGCUAGGCUAAUAGGUUUCACACCUGGUGCCAAAGACCUUUUCAAGCAGGAGAACUAUUUAGCCAUGUACCGUCUGCCAAGUGAUGAGGUGGUGAAGGAGACGAUGCUGGGGAAACUCUCUUCCAUCACCAAGAGGAGACCGCCCUUGAGUCACAUGAUCAACCUUUUUGUUAAGGACACCACGACCAGCACUGAGCAGAUGUUUUCUCAUGGGACAGCUGACAUCAUCCUUGAGGCCUGCACAGACUUCUGGGAUGGUACCGAUAUCUAUCCCCUCUCUGGCUCAGACAGGAAGAAAGUCUUGGAUUUUUACCAGCGAGCCUGUCUCUCAGGAUAUUGUUCUGCUUUUGCCUACAAGCCAAUGCAUUGUGCCUUGUCCUCCCAGCUGAAUGGCAAGUGCAUAGAACUGGUACAGGUUCCUGGACAGAGUGCCAUCUUCACGUCCUGUGACCUUCCUGGGACUAUACCCAUCAAACAGAGUAGCCGGAGGAACAGCUGGAGCUCUGAUGAAGGGAUCGGGGAAGUGAUGGAGAAGGAGGAUUGUAUCCAGGCUUUGAGCGGCCAAAUCUUCAUGGGAAUGGUCUCCUCCCAGUACCAGGCCCGGCUAGACAUUGUGCGCCUUAUUGAUGGACUGGUCAACGCCUGCAUUCGUUUUGUCUACUUUUCUUUGGAGGAUGAGCUCAAGAGCAAGGUAUUUGCGGAGAAGAUGGGUCUCGAGACUGGCUGGAAUUGCCACAUAUCCUUAACACCCAAUGGAGAUGUGCCUGGCUCAGAGAUCCCCCCCUCCAGCCCCAGCCACGCUGGCUCACUGCACGAUGACCUGCAUCAGGUCUCCCGAGAUGAUGUGGAGGGACUGCUGCUAAUGGAAGAGGAAGGGCACUCAGAUCUCAUCAGCUUUCAGCCAACAGACAGCGACAUCCCCAGCUUCCUGGAGGACUGCAACAGGGCCAAACUUCCACGGGGAAUCCACCAAGUGAGGCCUCACCUGCAGAACAUUGACAACGUGCCUUUGCUGGUGCCUCUCUUUACAGACUGCACUCCUGAGACCAUGUGUGAGAUGAUCAAGAUCAUGCAGGAGUAUGGGGAGGUGACGUGCUGCCUGGGGAGCUCGGCCAACCUGCGCAAUAGCUGCCUCUUCCUGCAGAGUGACAUCAGUAUAGCCCUGGAUCCCCUCUACCCCUCCCGCUGCUCCUGGGAGACUUUCGGCUAUGCCACGAGCGCGAACAUGAUGCACGUCUCCGACGAGCUCAGCCCUCUGCAGCUCUCAGGUCAACUGAACAGCUUGCCUUGUUCCAUGUCCUUCCGCCAGGAAGAGAGCAUCAGCAUCAUCCGGCUUAUUGAGCAGGCAAGGCAUGCAACAUACGGGAUCCGCAAGUGUUUCCUUUUCCUGCUGCAGUGCCAGCUCACCCUGGUUGUCAUUCAGUUCCUCUCCUGCCUGGUGCAGCUUCCGCCCAUCCUCAGCACAACAGACAUCCUGUGGCUCUCCUGCUUCUGUUACCCACUGCUCAGUGUGUCUCUCCUUGGCAAACCCCCGCACAGCUCUAUCAUGACUGUGGCCACUGGGAAGAACUUAACCUCCAUUCCUAAAAAGACUCAGCACUACUUCCUGCUCUGCUUCCUGCUGAAGUUCAGCCUCACCAUCUGCUCCUGCCUUGUCUGCUUUGGCUUCACGCUGCACGAGUCCUGCAGGGAAGUGAACAUCACCAGCAUCCGCCUCAACGCCUCCUGCUCUGUCAUGGUGCCCAGUGAUGCCAGUGAUGCCACUGACUGGUUUGGGAUAUUUUCCAAUGCUCUUCUUCUGUCUCAGAAGCUCACCGCUGGCCUGAUUGUCUUGCACACAGUGUUCAUAUCCAUCACCCAUGUCCAUCGCACGCAGCCAUUGUGGAAGAAGAGCCCCCUGUCCAACCGCUGGUGGGCCAUGACUGUGAUUGUUGUGCUGCUGGGUCAGGUUGUGCAGACAGCUCUGGACCUGAACCUCUGGGUGAACAUGGAGUCUCCACUGCCCUUCAGCUCCUUGCACGUUUCCCCAGUGUCAUGGCUGCUGGGCUUCCUCUCACUCAUCCUGGUGGUCAUCAUCAAUGAAAUUGUCAAGCUUCAUGAAAUCCGGGUCCGUGUCCGCUACCAGAAGAGGCAGAAGCUGCAGUUUGAAACCAAGCUGGGGAUGAAUUCUCCCUUCUAAACCCUUCGUGACACGAGUCCCACGGAGCUGCUGUGCGAGGGGAGGGGUGCCCACUCCCUGCCUGCUCAACCUUAACCCACCCUGGGAGAUGCCUGCCUGUGAAUGUCCCUCACCUGUGGACUUGGCCGGGACCCAGCAGAGCAAUGCCUGCACCUCUAACCGGACAGGCAGCCUCAGUUGGCUGGGAGCGCUGGACCAGGUUGGAGGCCUCUGCCUGGCUAGGAGCCUGGUGGCAGCAAGGCCUCACGUUUAUUUAUUCUGUUUUGGGAUCAUGAUGAUGCUGAGAUGAAGCGACUGCUCUCUGUGGAGCCUUUCCCCUGCAUUGGCUGCACAGAGCCGAGCCCUGAGCUCUAGGGAGGGACCGGGGUCCAUCACUGGCUUUGGCUCCAGGAGAGGUUUCUAGCGCUGCAUCGGGGGGCAGUAUCACACCUGCCCCGCUAACAGCUGGUGAGCAUACUGGCAGCCUAGCAAGAGAGGUCCAGAUGCAGGCAGCUGGGUCCCUCCUCCACCCUGCUUGGGGCUGGAGGCCCCUUGAGGCAGGAGUCAGAGGAGCCCUGCCUUCCACAGUGGCCUUGGCCUGGCCAGCUCUGGUUCCUCUGGGCAGAGACCCCUCAGCAUCGCCCCCAGACAAGGCAACUUGUUGGUUGUCUCCCACGUGUGGGGCCUUGUCCCUGGCCUGCCCCAGUGAGACACCCCCCCCCCCCCCCCCCCCCUUGUUGCUUGGGUAGCCUGGUGAGAGAGCAGAAGCUGGCACUGCCCUUGGCUGGAGGGGAGGCACAAAUAGGCCCUCCUAGGCUCCCUACCUCUGUGGCAGGGGAGGGGGAUGUUCAGGCAAGGCCAGCAGCAGGCUCACCCCUGCCUGGCAGUGCUGUGAUGAGUAGGCCUGGCCAUAUCACCCUUCCCAGGGCUCAGGCUGUGCCGAGCAUGGUGCUUGCUGCAGGGAGUGGCUGUGAGCCCUCUGUCAAGUGCCACCCCCUCAGUUCCCUCCAAUCCUUCUGUGCUAGUUCUCGAGGGGGCCCUAGCUCUGCUCCAGUGCCCCUCCCAUGAUUCCCUCACUCUGACAGCUCCUGGUGGCAGGCAGCUGUUUCCCUUGGGGCAUCGCUGCCCUGCUGCUCUUCGUGCCUCCCUCAUUCACUGCCAAGGAGGUCCUAUGUAAGCUGCAUCCCUGUGAGCAAGAGCCACAGGCCAUUCUUGGCAGCUAUGGAUCUUGCUCCCCGUCCUGUGCUCUGCAACCACAGGGGUCAGGGAAAUGGAGGCCUCUGCCAUCACAGCAUGGACACCCCCCCCCUUUGGCCUCUGCCCUGUGGCUGUCAGCUGUUCCCUGGGAGGCAGGGAAAGAGUUAGGGAUGCCCUGACUACUUCUCUGUUGCUCUGCCUUGUCUUCCUCGUCUGUCUGAGGGUAUGGCUCAGCCCUACCGCUGGCGCCUCUAAGCAAUAUCCCCGGUCCCCCCACAGAGCCUGUGGGGCGUCAAGAGGGACGGGUGGAGCAGCUGACGCAGGUCGGGGUGGGGAAGGUGCCCUGGGCUCUGCUCCGUGGGUGUGAGAUUGGUGUGAGCCUGCUCUGACCCUCCACCAUGAGGGCACUGACCCUCCAGCACCCUUUGAGGGGGUCUACUUACCCCUCUUCCUUGGGGAACCAACUGCAGCAGACACCUUAGUGUGGGACCAGACUGAUGCCAAGCAGGGCUCUGCCCCUGGCGUAAGCAGGAGGUAAUUGACCGUCAGUGCCCGUCCUGGGCUCAUGGGCAUUUGAUGCUGUACCCACCCAGGCUGGAGGCUGAGUAGUGUUCCGCAGCUUGGGCAAAUGGGCACAGUGAGAAUCUUCCCUGGGGCAGGGGUGGAGAAGAGGCAGGAAGACAGCAUCAGGGGCUGUCAAGGACCUCAUAGCACAUGCUUUCUGCAGCCCUGGCCUGCCUGGACCUCUCGCCUCCUGCUGGGCAAAGUAGGCUUGUCUAGUGGGGGCCUGGCCUGAGCCGUGCCUCCAUCCUGCAGCCUCUUGGCCUCUCUGCCCGUGGCUGGCCAGUUGGACACACACCUGUUGCUGAUUAAACUCUGCCUCUUCGCUCCUAGCUCUGCAGAGCUGCCCCAGCUGUAGAAGAGCAAGACAGCCUACCUUCCAUGCUCAUUAACUCACUCGCACUUGCAGGAUUUCUCUGAGGGUGCGCAACCAGUGGGCAGGUAGGAGCAAGCUCGUUGCAGGCUCAGCUGCCUCAGUGGGUGGGCGUCAGACACUGCACCCUGCCGCUCCGAUCUUGCCCAGAUCAGAGGCCUCGAUGUGGGUUUCCUGUCCCUAGAGUGACAUGGUGUGAUCUAAAGGUGGCAGCUGCCAGUGCUGGGAGGUAGCUGGUUCCUCUCCUCCCUGUAGGCACCCUCCCACUGAACCAUUGCGCCCUUGCUGCCCUCACACCAGCCCCAGCCAAAGCGGUAGCAACCUCACACUGUUCCAGCAGUCACUGGGACUCUACAGGCCUUGUUCCCUGCUCCUCCUCUCCUCCCUUAGCCAGUCGGGGCACGUGGAGGCCGACUGUGAGCACCCUCCCCUGGUGCAGGUUUUUAGCAGUGUACAUUUUCUACGCCUUUUUUUGGGCUGUGUGUAAAAAAACAACUAAAUCCCAAUUUGUAUGAAACCUUGUAAACUGUAUAGAGGCUGCAAGCCCUGAUGGAUGAAUGGCAAUAAAUGAUGGUCUUUGAUACUGUG
Alligator mississippiensis (American alligator) is the source of this 6978-nucleotide messenger RNA. It is a transcript of the gene TMEM94, whose product is annotated as transmembrane protein 94. The record is from RefSeq and is a predicted model, not a curated record. Lineage: Eukaryota; Metazoa; Chordata; Crocodylia; Alligatoridae. The transcript is spliced from 32 exons. The coding region runs from base 192 to 4280 and encodes 1362 amino acids.